This is a messenger RNA of Centrocercus urophasianus (Greater sage-grouse), 627 nucleotides long. It is a transcript of the gene DNAJB8, whose product is annotated as DnaJ heat shock protein family (Hsp40) member B8. Gene Ontology annotation, molecular function: Hsp70 protein binding. Lineage: Eukaryota; Metazoa; Chordata; Aves; Galliformes; Phasianidae. The coding region runs from base 1 to 627 and encodes 208 amino acids. The record is from RefSeq and is a predicted model, not a curated record. The transcript has a single exon.
AUGGUGGAUUAUUACAAAAUCCUCGAACUGCAAAAAAGUGCCUCCCAGGAUGAUAUCAGGAAAUCCUACCACAGACUGGCACUAAAAUGGCAUCCUGAUAAGAAUCUCACCAACAAGGAGGAAGCCGAAAAUAAAUUCAAAGCUGUCACUGAGGCAUACAAAAUUUUGUCUGACCCUCAGAAACGAUCACUCUAUGACAGAUCUCUCAAGGAAAGCCAAUCCCAUAUAGGAAGAAGAGCCACGGGGGACCAUAACAACUUCUUUGAUAUCGCUUACAUAUUCCAAGAUCCCGAAAAUAUCUUUAGGGAAGUCUUUGGAGGGAUGGAUCUCUUCAACAACAUCAGAAACAGUGGAAGAGGAAGCAGCUCCAGUUUGUAUUCUGGAUUGAUGCAGUCCUUUAUGCCAUUUACUUCAUUCGGUCACAGUGGGCAGACCAUCUUCUCCUUCGUUGAGGAAACAGCUGGGCCGCGUAGUUUCAGAUCAGUCUUAACCUCUACUGAAGUGGUCAACGGCAAGAGGAUCACCACCAGGAAAAUCAUUGAAAAUGGGCAGGAGAAGAUAGAAAUUGAAGAAGAUGGCCGGUUGAGGUCUGUGUCAGUAAAUGGAAAAGACCAGCUGAAGCUGUAA